AUGUGGUCAUACUUUGAAGCGGUGGGAUUUGUUAGAGAAUUCAAGUAUUGUGGAGAGUUCAAACUUUGGUGGAAGGGUUCAAAACAAAAGGCAAUGAACAACCUCAGACCACUGACAGAUGACAGAGAAGCCAUUUUGUUGGCUAACUAUGCAGAGGCAAAUAAGGAGGAAGUUGAAAUCUAUGUUCAACAUGGCCAACCCAGUCAAGCAGAGGAAAUUACUUUUCUUACAUUUGGUCAGGAGGUAGAGGAAGUAAUAGUACAGGAGAUGAAGGAAGAGGUUGUUAUGGAUGAAGAAGAUAUUGGUGGGGUGGAGGGAAAUGUUGAAGUACAAGACUUGGUAGUAGAUGACGAAGAGGAAAAGGGGAAUGUUGAGGGAGAAAUGGUGGAAGAGCAAGAGGAAGAGGGGAAUAUUGAGGGAGAAAUGGUGGAAGAGCAAGAGGAAGAGGGGAAUGUUGAGGGACAAAUGGUGGAAGAGCAAGAGGAAGAGCAAGAGGAAGAGAAAGAUGAAGAGAGAAGAUUUGAAGAUAGUGAGGGGGCAUUUGUCAUUAACGAAGAGGUUGGACAGCAUGAGAUAAAUGAAGUUUAUGAUACAGAAGAGUUGUCCUCAAAUGUAGAUAGUGAUGAGGAUGUGAGGGAGAAUAAAAGGCACUUUCCAAAGUAUAAAGCAGAAGAUAUGACUAGGGGAUUCAAUUUUAGAUUGGGAAUGAAGUUUAAGUGUUUGAAAGAUUUUAAGAGUGCCUUACAGGAGCAUAGCGUUUUGAAUGGAAAAUCAGUGAAGUUUGUCAAUAAUGAUUUGAAGAGGGUAAGGGAAGUUUGUAAGAAGGGGUGUGGUUUUCUUAUUAUGGCUAGCAAGGUAGGAAGUAGCCAAACCUUUAGAGUCAAAACUCUAGUUGGGCACAAGUGUGGAAGGGGUUUUGGUAGCAAAAGUGCAAGUGUAGAAUGGAUUGCACAGGUUUUGGUUGCCAGAUUUGUCAAUGUUGUAGGCAUGACAGUGAAACAAAUCAUAGAUGAAAUACAAAAGUCAUAUAGUGUUGGAAUAAGUCAUUGGAAGGCUGGAAGAGCUAAGAGAAUUGCAAUGGAUUGUUUAGUGGGUGAUGGAGAACGACAAUAUGGUCGUCUCUAUGACUAUGUGGCUGAGUUAUUAAGAGUUAAGGCUGGGACCUUCAAGAUUAAGGUCAAUCAACCCGAACCCACCUUGCCACCAAGGUUUGGGUCAUUUUACAUGUGUUUGGAGGGCUGUAAGCAGGGGUUUUUAGGUAGUUGCAGACCAUUUAUUGGUGUAGAUGGUUGUCACUUGAAGACAAGUUAUGGAGGUCAGUUGUUAGUUGCAGUAGGAAGAGACCCUAAUGACCAGUAUUUCCCACUAGCUUUUGCUGUGGUAGAAACAGAAUGCAAAGACACAUGGAUGUGGUUUUUGACACAGCUGCUUGAUGAUAUUGGAGGCAUAGAUUGUCAAAGGUGGAUCUUUAUUUCGGAUCAGCAAAAGGGAUUAAUGUCAGUUUUUGAUGAUAUCUUGAAUGGAGUGGAACACAGGCUGUGUUUACGCCAUUUAUACAACAAUUAUAAGAAAAAAUUUGGGAGAGGCUUGCUCAUUAGAGACCUCAUGAUGGGGGCUGCGAAGGCAACAUACUAUAAGGAAUGGGAGAAAAAAAUGGGUGAGUUAAAAAAUCUGAAUGUUGAUGCCUUUAAUUGGUUAAUGGGUAUACCAACUAAAAUUUGGUGUAAGCAUGCUUUUAGUGCUUAUCCUAGGUGUGAUGUGUUGAUCAAUAACUUGUUAGAAUCAUUUAAUAGUACUAUUUUAUUGGCAAGGGACAAACCUAUAAUUUCAAUGAUGGAAUGGAUUAGAUCAAACAUAAUGAGUAGGUUUGCAAGCCUUAGAGAAAAAGUUGACUCAUAUCCUGGUGAUGUUAUGCCUAAAUCGAGGAAAAGAUUGGAUAUGGAGGACAAAAGGAGGGCUUCUACAUCAACACCUGGAUCUGCAUCAAGAAGGGUUGCAUCUGCUGGAAGGGGGGCAUCUGCAUCAAUUGCAAGGGGGGUUGCAUCAAUUGCUGGAAGGGGGGCAUCUGCAUCUGCAUCACAAGCUGGAAGGAGAUCAGCCAGAGAUGCAGGGGCUGGGGAUGCAUCAACAUCACAAGCUGGAGGAUUUGCAACUAUGCGUGAAGGGGGAAGAAGAGCAUCCUCAAGAGUGGCUGGACAAAUUUUUCUGGUAUUAGUCCCUCUGCUGGCUGCUGGAGCAAGCUACAAUUUGGUGGCAGUUUCUGGUUUUAGUCCCUCUGUUGGCUGCUGGAACAAACUACAAUUUGGUGGCAGUUUCUGGUUUUAG
Vigna angularis (adzuki bean) is the source of this 2325-nucleotide messenger RNA. RefSeq lists its product as uncharacterized. The record is from RefSeq and is a predicted model, not a curated record. Bases 1 to 2325 code for a protein of 774 amino acids. The transcript has 5 exons. Lineage: Eukaryota; Viridiplantae; Streptophyta; Magnoliopsida; Fabales; Fabaceae.